AAUGGGUAGGGCUUUAGGACCAGGCAGGUAGCGGGUUUUUCCCGUGAAGUUCAGCUGCCCAUAUUAAGGGCAAGUCUUACCUGUAAGGCAGCCUCACUGGUGAUUCAGCGGUGUUUGUAAGGAAGGGAAUUAUCCCAUAUGGCCGUGUGGAUUCACCUGCUUAUCUAAGAACGUUGUAGGGAAUAAUUCAGUUAUUUGGAUUCAUCCCAGAGCUCAAGUUUCCAAACCAGCAGUUGCAACUUCAUGGAGAAGACUUGUUCAAAAAAAGUUUUUUUUUUGUCAUUAAUACUUCUUGGAAUUAUGUGUAUCAUCUAUAGGAUAGUCUAUAAAGUUCCCUUAGGGUGGAAUCUGACUAUAUAUCCACAUUUAUGGGGCAAUAAUUUAUAUAUAACAGCUGAUCUGAGUAAUCAGCGUGUAAAGUACUUGACUGAGCAAAAUAUAACGCCGAUUAAGGACACAAAGCAUUUCCUGGUCUCUGCCUACAAAGAUCACAGGAUUGAUGGAACCAUUCGUAUCAUUAGCAUAUUUAGGAGGGAUGAUGUCAGAAGACUGUAUUGUAUCAUUGGAUGUGUCCAACGUGGAAAUCUGGUUACAGCAGCAGAGGUCGACAUACACCGUGAUCAUUUUGGGUUCCCUUACCAGACCACAGACCUGCUGUGUAAAACUGACCCAAAGUGUGAUGCUACAAAUGUCACCAUCAGUAAUACUCCAUACACCUCAGACAUUCCAGACAUGAUCUUCCUUCCCAUACGAAACAGAGAGAGAAAUGAACACAACUUCAAACACAAUUUCACUGUCUGCAUCUCCAACCUCUUUGGAACAUAUAACAAUGUACUGCAGUUUGUGCAGACCAUAGAAGUGUACAAGCUCCUGGGCAUAGAGAAAGUGGUCAUCUAUAACACCAGCUGUGGCCCAGACCUCGAUAAGGUUCUGCAGUACUACAGGGAGGAGGGUACACUUGAAAUCCACCAAUGGCCAAUAGAUCAGUUCCUCAAUCCCUCCAAGGGCUGGAACUUUGAACAGCAUAAAGGUGACCUCCAUUACUAUGGGCAGUUAACUACUCUGAACGACUGUAUCUACAGAAACAUGUACAGAUCCAAGUAUCUUCUGCUGAACGACAUUGAUGAAAUAAUUGUGCCUUAUCAGCACGCUACACUGGAGCAUCUCCUGGAGGACCUGCAAAGGCAAAACCCCACAGUAGGAGUCUUUCUUAUCGAGAAUCAUAUCUUCCCCAAAACCCUCUUUGAUGAUACGGGCCGGUUCCAUUUAGCACAAUGGGAAAAGGUUCCAGGAAUAAACAUCAUGGAACACAUCUACCGGGAACCUGACAGGAAACAUGUUUACAACCCCACCAAGAUGAUCAUAAACCCCAGGCAAGUGGUGCAGACAUCAGUGCAUUCAGUGCUGAAGAAUUACGGAGACACAUUGAGAGUUCCACCUGGUGUGAGCAGAAUUGUACAUGUCAGAGUUCCUCUACAGGGGACACUCACCAAAGAGCAACUGAUUGUGGACACAAAGCUGUGGGAAUAUCAGAAGGACCUUGUGCCAAAUAUUGACAGUGUGCUGAAUAAGUCAGGGAUCUACGACUGAAGUAUUUUACUUCAGUAUUUAACUUCUAUGAAUAUUUUUUUCCUACUAAUGUUUUAUAUUUGUAUUAAUAUAACUUACCAAAAGUCAAAAAAUGUUGUUUAGAUUUGAUAAAU
Molecule: messenger RNA, 1703 nt
Organism: Brienomyrus brachyistius
Lineage: Eukaryota; Metazoa; Chordata; Actinopteri; Osteoglossiformes; Mormyridae
Product: beta-1,4-galactosyltransferase galt-1-like
Exons: 2
Coding region: 244-1590 (448 amino acids)
Source: RefSeq, a predicted model, not a curated record